AUGUCUUUCCAUAUUCCCGAUACCUCCUCCCCCAAUGUCUUGUACGCCCGCUCUCUUCUGUCCUUCAGAAGCUGUGUGUCAUGUCCCUCUACAUCACCGUCUUGCCCUUCCUGCGACGAUGGCUAUACAUGCACGAUGACCAGUCAGUCAUGUACUGCGUGUGCCAGCACCCAAUGUGUCAAGUCUCCAACAUCUAGCGACAGCUCUAGCUCAAACAACCCGGGUGGAGGAGGCAGCGACGCCGGGGCGAUCGCGGGAGGAGUCAUUGGUGGUGUUGCAUUUAUUGCCAUCGUGACGUUCCUUGUGUGGUGGUUCUUCAUCCGGAAGAAGCGCCAGGAACAGGCAGCCAGUGUGGGAGAGAAGGCCAGCACAUUCAACGACGCCCGACAGUCGAGAAAAUCGACCCAUUCGAUCGCAUCUACCGUCCUAACUCGCGCCUCCAAUGUGAUUCAAAUCGCAUAUAUCCCCGGUGUCACCAACCGCUCGCCCCCAGAAACUCCAGGCCACCUCGUGCCGCCUGUUCCUCCGUUGCCCGGUGCCCACCCUGAUCAACACUUCUUCAUGCCCGGCGAUCUUCGCGACUCCACAUGGUCGGAAAUGUCGAACGAACGCCGCAGCAUCGCUCCCAGUUUGCGCAGCAGUGUGGCCACCACUAUCUACCGAAACAAUGCCAUCGUCAGCCCGAUGCCUGCUCAACAGAUCAUGCGCACAAAGGCCGCGGUGGUCAAUAUCAACGGAGCUGCCGAUGCGCCCGCUGUUCCUGCCAUCACCCAGGCACAGCUCGCUAAGGCAGGCGUCACUACGACUACCGCUAACAGUUCCAUUGUCGCACGCACGGUUACCGCCAAGCCGGUCAUGGUGAGAGGUGCCUCGAAGAAAAAGAACAACAACGCCUCUGCGUCCCCCGCCGUCCAGACCAUCGAAGAGCAACCGGAGACAAAUAGCGCGGCUGCGUCCAAGUCGCCUAGUACCCAAGAAAAGGAAGAGACGCCUACUUCGGGCUUCGACGCCAAUUCCUCGGAUGAAGAAGACUCCGCACCAAAGACCACACCGGCACAGAACACCAGCAAGACAGAGACAGCUAAGGAGGAGACACAAUCACGACCCGCUACCGUGAUCGAAGAUUCGCCAGCCGUCAGCCAGAGUCCUUUCCAGGACCAACCCGCAGAGACCGAUCGCCGAGCGUCUGCCCGAGCGUCAUCUUUGCUCGAGAGACCCGAAGGUACCCAGUCUAACCGAAGCAGUCGACACCUCCCACCGCGAGUCGAGAGCCCAUUCUCUGACGCCAACGAGGUGAAAUGA
Messenger RNA from Aspergillus niger, 1302 nucleotides. RefSeq lists its product as uncharacterized. The record is from RefSeq and is a predicted model, not a curated record. Bases 1 to 1302 code for a protein of 433 amino acids. NCBI's taxonomy places the organism in Eukaryota, Fungi, Ascomycota, Eurotiomycetes, Eurotiales, Aspergillaceae. The transcript is spliced from 2 exons.